Molecule: messenger RNA, 1569 nt
Organism: Eremothecium gossypii ATCC 10895
Lineage: Eukaryota; Fungi; Ascomycota; Saccharomycetes; Saccharomycetales; Saccharomycetaceae
Gene: NUP42
Product: FG-nucleoporin NUP42
Exons: 1
Coding region: 1-1569 (522 amino acids)
Molecular function (GO): metal ion binding
Source: RefSeq, marked provisional
AUGUCCAACUACCGUAAUAAGCAGCCUUGUAAGUACUUCCAGCAGGGGCGGUGCAAUAAGGGCAAUGCGUGCAACUUUGCGCAUGUACAUAGUGGCGGAGCGAGUAGUGGCAGCGGUGGCGGCAAGUCGGAAGCCGAGCGGUACAGCGAGUUCGUGAGCGAUGGGGCGCUCGAGCGAUGGGGCAACAUGGUGAGCUCGGACAUGGGGGAUGUGGCGCUUUUCCAGACGCGGCCGCUGCUGUCGAGUUACGCACCCACGGACGUGGCGGCGGUGAAUCUGAUUCAGGGCCGGGACCUAUCGGCGGAGGAGAGCCGGUUCCAGUGGUGGGAAGCGAUGGCGCAGGGCAAGAAGGCGCAGUAUGACGCGGCGAUGGCUGCGCGGGCGAAGGACAUAGAGAAGUGUGUCGCAUACGUCAAGAGCAAUGCCAAGAAAGGGGCCCGCUUCCUGCAGCUGGCGACAAAGCGGUUUAGAGAGCAGGGUACGUACCCAUCGAAGCCGUUUAUUGAGCAUGAGCUGGACCUGACAGGCGGUAGCGGCUUCGGGGCUGCUCCGCUCGGCGGCGGCGGCGCUUUCGGACAGGCGGCGUUUGGCUCCACAGGCGGAACUAUGGCCGCAAGCGCCUUUGGACAGCCUGCGUUUGGGCCUCCGCCGACAGCUGGUGGAGGUUUGUUUGGGUCUACACCGGCAGCUGGUGGAGGUGCCUUUGGGUCUGCACCGGCAGCUGGUGGGGGUGCGUUUGGGCAGCCAGCGUUUGGGGCCAGCGCGUCUGCUGCAACAGGCGCAUUCGGGAGUGGUUCGACUACGACAAGUGCGUUUGGAAGCCCUGCUUUCGGGAGCGGUGCGACACCCACUAUUUCCGGUGCAUUUGGGAAGCCUGCUUUCGGGACAGCUGGUUCUGGUGCGACUGGGGCAUUCGGAAAGCCCUCGUUCGGCACUGGUGCAACCACGUCGCCCUUUGGCACUUUUGGCGCUCAAACUGCGGUAAAUGCAGCGCCUGCAACAACCUCGAACGCUUUCGGACAGCCAGCCUUUGGCUCUGCGGGCUUCGGUGCGCAGCCGACGCCUGCGUUCGGGACAGGUGCACUGCCGGCAAAGCCGUUCGGGUUUGGUGCUACCGCUAGCACCAGCACAACGACAGCCGUGCCGUUUGGAGCAAAUAGCUCUGGCAUGGGAGGCACUACAUCGGCAUUUGGACAACCCCCUGGUGCGGCGAAGACCGGUUCGACCUUUGGGUCUGCACCGGCUUCUGCUUCGAUCGGCUUCGGCGGAAAGGUACCUAGCCAGCAGGCUCUCUCGCCCUUUACACAACAAGCAAUUGGAAGCAGCAGUAGCCCUUUUGGGGGCGCUGGCACUACGAAUACACCGUUUGGGUCGCCACAGCAACCGUUUGGUUCGGCGAAAACCGUCCAGUCAACUGGUACCACCAGACCUGUGCAAGGCCUGCCCACAGCAGAUGAUAAAAUAACUGAAGACGAGCUGCCGAGGGAGAUCCUUGAUGCCUUUAAGGCCGAGAGGUUUACCCUUGGACACAUACCGGGCGUUGCACCGCCGCUUACCCUCAUACAUUAG